AUGGCCUCCACAACGUCUACUAAUGUUAAUGAGCUUCUACCCGGUCUUGAAUCAUUUCUUCGUUCAAUGUUAAACAGUACACAUUUAGAUCGUGAUCACCAAGAAAUUGCUGCUAUGUAUGUUAGUAAACUUGAUCAAUUAACUAAACAAACAAAUCAACAACAAAUAUCUACUAUUGAUGAUCAAUCAUUAAUUAAUACAGAUAUUGUAUCUGAAGAUGAAAGUGAUGAUUUUACUGAUGAAGAAGAAGAACAACGUAAGAAAGAUCUUGAAGAACAACAACAUCAACAACAACAAUCGACACCAACUACUUCAAGACGUUCAUCAGUUAGUGAUAAUCAAUUAUAUCAUACUACAAGACGUAAAUCAAGUGAUGGUAAUAGUCAAUGGUAUAUAGAUAUGCCAAAAAAUGCUUAUUUAGAAGCAUUACCAACGCAAUCAUCAAAUGGACUUAAUGCUAGUUUAUCAUCAAAAGCACCAAGUCGAUCAUCAAUUUCAACACCAUCAUCUUCUAUUAUAGCUGAUGGUCUUUUAUUAACAUAUGAUGAAAAUCAUAAUUGGAUAUGGCGUUAUUAUGUUCUUGAUGAUUUUGAUUUAAUCUGUUUCCCAGCUGAUAAAAAAUCUUCAUCAACAAAUCACAUACAAUCAGAUAAUGAUUCUUCACCAUUAUGGGUAUCUGAUAUGACAAAUGCUAAAGUUCAUACAACUAUUAUAGAUAAAGUUGAAUGUUUAUGUCUACAAAUUGGUCUUGCCGAAGCAAUUUAUGUUCGACCAUCUGAUCCAAAUCAAAUGAAUAUAUGGCUUAAAGCAUUUCGAGAUGCAGCAUCAUCACAAAAAUCAAAAGAUAAUUCAAAAAGUCGAAGUAAUGUGAAAACACUCUCACGUAAUGCUCGUCGUAUGUUCGCGCAAUUUAAUCGUAAGAAAGGUCAAAUUGUUUCACAUUUACUGGAUCAAAUGGCUAAUGUAACAGGUGUUGAUGACAAAACACGAAAACAUUGUGAAUUACGAGGUUUUCUCGUUAUAUCUCUUGAUAAUAUAACAUUUGUUACAAAAUAUUGUACAAUAGUUGAUGGAAUAUUUCGUAUACAUAAAUCACGUUUAAGUGAACAAACUGAACAUGAAUUAUAUUUAAACCGUUGUAAAUUAUCAUUUCCAGAAGAACGUACACGUGAUAUACAAUUUGCCUUAAUUGAUGAACAAGUUCAAACAAUAUUUAUUCGAGGAAAUAAUAUUUAUAGUAUGGGAAGAUUAUUAAAUACAUUAGCUAAAUAUGUUGAAAUAAUGGGUAGUUCACAAUAUGUUUUUACAUCAGGUGGAAGUGAACGAUCAACUCCAUUAAUUAAACAUCGACAAUCAACAUCUAAUUCAUCUCAACCACAUAUUUAUUCUGAUGUUGAUGCUUCAUCAUCAGCUAUUAAUAUGGCUCAAUCAAAUGAAAUUUAUUCUUCAUCAAGUAUAAAAUCAAUUCCUGCUAAUCACCAUUCAAUAUCAAAUGUAAAAACAACUAUUUAUCAUAAUGCAUCAAAAUUACAUGAUAAUGAUUCUGAUGAUCGAGCAUUUAUUUUACCAACACGUCGAUUAAUAAAUGAUACAAAUAAUACAUCUACUCAACAAAAUAUAACAUGUACAAAUGAAACAUAUGAUAGACCAAAAUCAUUUGAUAAUAUUGCAUUAAUUUCAACAUCAAUCGAUCGAAAUAAUAAUCAUGUUUUUGUACCACCACAACGAAAUGAUAAAACUAAAAAUGAAGAUAAAAAUAAUUAUUCAAAAUCUCAUUCAUCACCAAAAACUAUUCCAUAUUCUAAUCGUUCAAAAUCAAAAUUAUCUCAUUCAAAUACUUCAUAUGAUCCACCAUCAUCUCCUGAAAAUACAGUUUUUUGUUUACGUUCAUCAGAUUCAUCAUCAUCUCAUCAUCGAAAUUCUCGUCGUCGUCCUAAUCCAUUACCACGUCGUACAUCAACACAAACAACACCAACUGAUUAUGUUAAUAAACUUGCUAAUCUAUUUACAAAAGGUUUUUCUACACCGUCAACAUCAACAUCAGUAUCAACCUCAAAUGAACAUCAUAUUGGUACACAAACCUAUGAUACAAUCUCAUCUCAAUUACCAUCUCAUUUAAAUACAAAUUAUAUUCAAUCAUCAAUGACAACUGAUAAUAUACGUCCUAUCUAUAAAGAACAUUCAAUGCCUAAAUGUGUUUAUGAUAUUCCGAUAACAAUUGAACGUCCAACAAAACGUGCAAUUACAUCAUUUGAUCAAUAUCAAAAACCAAAUAUACGAAAUUCUCGAAGUAAUGAACCAAUAUCAUCAUAUCAAUCAAAUAAUUACCAAAAUAAAGAACAAAAAGAAAUAGAAAAUGAAGAAGAAGAAGAAACACCUUAUGCUCAAGGUUAUGAUAAUUUAGCAAAAAAUGAUGGUAUUGGAAAAUUUCGUUUUGUUGUUCCAUUUAAUCAUAGUCCAACAUCUGCUUUUAUAUCAUCAAAAUCAACAAUAAAACCAAUAAAUUCACCAGUAAGUUCAUCAUCAUCAACAAUGAGUUCUUAUUCAACAAUACGUCAAGCAUCAUUAUCAUCAAAUAAAAAUUCAACCAUUCAAUUUAUUUUGUUAUUCAGUCGACAAGGUAAACUUCGUCUUCAAAAAUGGUAUACAUCACAAACGGAAAAAUCAAAGAAAAAAAUAACACGUGAAUUAGUCGCAACAGUUCUUUCACGUAAACCAAAAAUGUCAAGUUUUCUUGAAUGGAAAGAUCUGAAAGUAGUUUAUAAACGCUAUGCUAGCCUUUAUUUUUGUUGUGCCAUUGAACAAGAAGAUAAUGAAUUAUUAACACUUGAAACAAUUCAUCGUUAUGUUGAAUUACUUGAUAAAUAUUUUGGCAGUGUCUGUGAACUUGAUAUUAUAUUCAAUUUUGAAAAAGCUUAUUUCAUAUUUGAUGAAUUUAUAUUGGGUGGUGAAAUACAAGAAACAAGUAAAAAAAGUGUACUCAAAGCUAUUAAUGAUCAAGAUGUUAUUCAAGAGGAAGAACUUGAAGAAAAACGUAGUGUUCUGGAAGAUCUUGGCUUGGCUUAA
Messenger RNA from Rotaria sp. Silwood1, 3066 nucleotides. The record is from the annotation of a GenBank genome assembly. NCBI's taxonomy places the organism in Eukaryota, Metazoa, Rotifera, Eurotatoria, Philodinida, Philodinidae.